AUGGAUUUCGAGUCUUCAUCCCAAGCGCGAUUCUGGAUGCUCAAUGAGCUUACGCUGUCUGAAUGCCGAGCAAAAGCAGCAGUGGUUCAGCCUUCGACGAAGAAGAGAGCCCGAAGCUUUGCAUGUGGAUACCGGGACAGAAUCAACGAAAAUAUGGGUUGUUCAUUGGAAGCAAAGUCUAGAAGGAUGAUGCCUUUAGACCAGGAAACUCUGGUUCAUUUUCAUGCUCAUCAAAUUCAACGAUUGAUUGGCCCAAAUGCGAUCUUUCCAGAACUUCAAAGAAGUUCGUCAGUACUGUCCACAGCCAUCAUGCUCUUCCGCAGAUUCUACCUAUCGAAUUCCAUUGUCGACUUUCACCCAAGAGCGAUGGCAGCAGCAAGUGCUCUGCUUGCCGUCAAGGUAGAUUGCGAGCCAUUUUUGGAGAUUGAUGUACUUUCCCAUGCAACAUCCGUCAUCAGCAUUAAGGCUCGAAGCGCAAGAGUUUGUAGGGAUGAGCUAAAGUGGGUCAGCGUUCAGGAGAUCGAGCACGCUGAAAUGGAUCUGAUGAAGGGGUUGGAGUACAGACUUAGGUGUCAUCACCCAUAUGGUGCAAUCAAGAGACUCUCGGAAGAAAUGGCAGAAAUUCUCCGUGACACACGUCCCCAAGAAACUGAGCGCUAUGGGUACAGAUCCUCAUGGUCAAAUUCUAGCGAACUCUACAAGGAGGAGCUGCUCGAAACUCUCUGCGACAGGGCCAUUGCAGUUGCUCAAUCUGCACUAGUCUACUCUGAUGUCAGCUUCUUAUAUGCUCCUGGCAAGAUUGCGUUUGCGGCUGUUGCCAUUGCCUUGGAAGAUUUUGAUCAUUAUAGUCAACUUGGGCCUCGCAUGACAGAAUACCUUCGAAUGCGAUUUCCACACAAGAAGACAACAGAGCUUUCAGACUUUGGAUCGGAAGUCUCUCGAAUCAUUGGUGCCAUUUCCAGCGCACCAGGCAUUGACAUCAAACAUUUUUCCAUUCGCCCCAAUAGCCGCCACAGUAUGGCGAUGCAAAUGCAUGCAAUGGAACUUCGUCGAGUUUUCUCGUUGGUCGCACGUCUUCGAGAGUGCAUCAAGAGAGAUGAAGCUAAGCAAAAACGCCACUUUGCACCAUGCACAGUAGAACCAAGUCCAAAACGUCGCCGCUUGAGCUUCUGCGUCCCGAGCGGCAAUGAGGGCAAGUUUUAUGCAGAUCCAAUAGAACCAGCACGAGUUACACCAGUUCAAACCCCGGCGUACUCGGAAGAACGAAUGCUAUACUACAGCACUUUUGUAUAA
Molecule: messenger RNA, 1293 nt
Organism: Cylindrotheca closterium
Lineage: Eukaryota; Bacillariophyta; Bacillariophyceae; Bacillariales; Bacillariaceae
Source: the annotation of a GenBank genome assembly